AUAUGGAGUCUGGAGAGCGGCUGGCCUCCCCAUCGUCAGCCCCGUCCUCCCUGCACAUCGCCUCCUCCACUGUCUCUUCUGUCGGCUCCUCACCUGCCCCUGCCUCGGCCAAGACAUCCUCCUCCAAGUGCAGCCUCACCCCCAGCCGUGCCGUCCUGGGCUCCCCUCUCACCACCUGUGGUACGUACACACACUCUCUCUGUCGUGCACACACACACACACACACACACACACACACACACACUGAUGCACAGAUUAAUCACGUUACAUGCAAACACAUGGGCUGUAUUCACCUUUAACACAUCAUAUUUCAUUAUUCUCCAACUUCAAAUUAAACAAGAAAAGAGCAUUCCUGAGUGUUAAUUAUGAGGGUUCAUUAAGAUAAAGAAAGCACCGUCUUCUCACACUUCAUUUUCUGAUAGUUUGUGUAGAAAUUAAAAUGCUUUUGCAUUAAUGGAUGCCAACAAUAAAAAAUCCUCUCUGUGUAAGACGUCGCGCACCCGCUCGGAUGUUUCUUGACAACCUUUAGCACCAGUUUAGCCCGUUGUGAUUUGACGGGUCUGUCAGCCAAAUAGAGACUGCUGUGGCCGCUGCUGCCUCGAAUAUCCUCUGUUUUCUCUGAAUACUAAUUGUGGUCAAAGCCAUAAUGUGGCGAGAAGCGAUGAUGCAUAAACUGUCAGAUUACCCUGACCAGAAAAUAACAUGCAAAUUUAUCAUCUGUGAUUUUUCUCCCUCUUCUUUCAUAAUUAAAAAAGAAAUACAUUUUUUUUUUUUCAUGCUGUUACAAUGAAGAAGCCAUUAGACAUUUUGCUCAUACAUUAUACAUUUCUAUCCCCCUACACACCAACCAAACGUGCUCAGAGAUUUCUCUAGAUAAGCUAUUUUGGACAGAGAGCUGGAAUUUAAAUGCAGAAAGCACAGCACCUCUGAAGUCACGUUGCGGUUAUGAGAAUAAAGCAAAUUUUAAGAGAUUUCUCAUCCCCCCCGGUGGAAAGCAAAGUAAAGAUAUUACAUCUCCUGUGUUAGUUACUCUCUUUCUAAGUGAUUUAAUUACACAUGCAUGCUAUACUUAUGGUUAUUAAUUCAUGAAUUUACACUUGUCUCACGCAUUACUUUUCAUGUUUGCAAAUGCAUUUUAUAAUGCAAUUUUCAGAUACUAAUUCUCAAUCGGCUUUGGAUAUUACUAACCUUUUUAGGUUGAAAUGGGGGAAAUAAGUUUAAUUUCACAGUGCUUUGAAUCGAUAAUGGAUUGAAAAAUUGUCUUUAAGCUGAUACAAUGUUCAACCGAAAGGGCUUGAUUGAAAUCUGAAAUAGAAAGUGCUCCUUUAUCUGGAAGUGAAAUGGAUGAUAAGACGAGGAGUAAUUGAUGCAGUCCUUUUGCUGUCACAGAUGCAAUGAAAAAGUAUACGUUGGUUGAUUUGAACUGACGAGCGUGAAACUCACUUCAUAUUUUAUUUUCAUGGCAAAGUUGUGUAGGCCUAACUAACUUAUCUCCACAUAAUUUAGACCUACAUCAGUUUCUAUCUAACAAUACCAAUACCAAGAUGUCAGGGAAUUAUAAGAAUUACAUGCAGAUAAUCUAGACCUGACAUUGGCCUUUAUAGUUACCAUUUAUCCCAUAACACUUAUUUGCAUUCUUGUAUAAAAAGUGUUUAGUGUGUGUGUGAGUGUGAAUGUUGUUUUGAAAAUGGGAAAGCUGAAAUCACAUGCUGUAAAUUGUAAGCAAGCUGCUUGGAAGAGCUAGUGCACAGGGUGGGUUUAUAGACCAGUCACAAACCCAGACCAUAAAUCCUUCAAUAUAGAUUGAAGGAGAAUGCAUAAAGUGAGAUGGGGAAUCAGUAAUGGAUCAUUACAGAGACCUCCACUUUAUAUCCUGGUAAGAUUUUUACAGCAAUAUCUUUUUGGUCAUUUAAUAUGAAUUCCCAAGUUCAAGAACAUUGGGAAACGGCAGCACUCCACAAUGUUUUUGGGCAAUUUCAAGCAAGUAUUGCAAAGCAGCCAUGGAAUUAGCCAUGGAAUUAGGCCAACUAUAUUUGACUAUAAAAAAUUUAGCCUUAUAAACUUAAUCAAUUUGCCAUUGUACCAAGUGAAAAUAAACAAACUAAUCACUCCAGAUUUUUCUUUUAAUUAUUAUAAAUUGACUUGAAAUUCAAUUUUAGGACGUAAGUUGACAGUUUUAUUUCUUUGGGGGAUUUAGUAAUGUUAUGAGGAAAUGUGUUCAGUCAUCUUUUUUAAUUAUGCCAAUCACCUGGCUGGCACAUGGUACUGCCUGUUAGAACAGCAGGUACAAGCUUCUCUGCACGUCUGUACUGCUAAUUGAGUUUCCAUUAAAUAUGGUCCUUCAGUACUCUAGUCUAUCUGACUGUGAGAGAGGACAACAUGCAGGGUUCCUUGCCAACAUAGACAUAGACUGUUGUGAAUAUUAAAGUAAUUAAAUAGUUGUAUUUAUCUAGGAAAGUCCACUCAAUAAUCUCUUGUGGACAGACUACCUAAACAUAACUAGUACUGUAGAUCUGUCGGCAUGCUAUAGGAUGCGUGAGGUAACGAGCAGCAUUAGUUCCGGGUCAUGAGUUUUUGUCACUGGUUAGUUGGACUUAUCAGUAUUAGGCGAAGGUGUUGCUUAAACUGCUUCGCUUCGACAGAUGAGGCAAGCCAAAUUGAACUAUGCAUGAGCGCACCAGCUGUUCCGGACUACUGUGAGAUCGCGCUCUCCGUAGCCAAUGUGAGUCCCCUCCUGUACUCCCUGUUCACCAACAACUGAGUGGCCGCGCACGACUCCAACACCAUCAUUAAGUUUGCAGACGACACGAUGGUGGUAGGCCUGAUCACCGACGCGAUGAGAGAGCCUACAGAGAGGUCGUCAGAGACCUGGCAGUGAGGUGCCAGGACAAAAACCUCUCCCUCAACGUCAGCAAGACAAAGGAGCUGAUCGUGGACUACAGGAAAGGGUGUGCCGAGCACACCCCCAUCCACAUCGACCGGGCUGCUGUGGAACUAGUCGAGAGCUUCAAGUUCCUUGGUGUCCACAUCACUAAGGAACUAUCAUGGUCCACACAUCAACACAGUCGUGAAGGGGGCACGACAACGCCUCUUCCCCCUCAAGAGGCUGAAAAUAUUUGGCAUGGGCCCUCAGAUCCUCAAAAAGUUAUACAGCUGCACCAUUGAGAGCAUAUUGACUGGCUGCAUCACCACUGGGUAUGGCAACAGGACCCUAAACAGCUUCUACCCCCAAGUUAUAAGACUGCUUUGGCUAGCAGUUUCCUUUUGCAAGGGUGGAUGCCUUGGCAAACCGGGAAUCUCAAUUUCUAACACACCUCCCCCCAAACCUAAUCGAGCAGUUGACGAAAUUAUGCAAGGUUUAGUUCUGGGUUAACCGAGAUUUCCCACUAAGUAACAAUUUACACUAAUUUCCCAGGAGUCCUGGGAAGUAGUGAUCGGAGAGAAACAAUGUGGUGUCCAAAUACCCAUACUAGCUACUGCAUACUCAUUUCGGCAUUUGAGCUACUAGAAUUCACUUGUCUUUUCCAACUCGUGUUUGACAACAGCUGAUAAUCAAAUUGACGUGCUGUACCAAAAUGAAUGAAUGGCGGGGGUCAACGCAAUUGCGCAUCAGAUGCAUUCGGAGUACUAUUUUAGAAAUUUCACAUACUAUAAAACAUAAUUUGUUGGCAUACUAUUUAGUACGCUAGUACGGGUAUUCGGAAACGGCCACUCUAAUGCUCCAAAAUUCCCCAUUCGCAAUGAUGCACUCUAAGCACAAAAUCUCCUACGAUCAAUGUUCCCUCUAAAUCGCGCACUUCUUCCAGGACUGCGGCACAGAAGAAAUGCCAUGCUGCGCAGACACACAAGAUAUUGAAUUUCACUUAGUUCGCCCCAUUAGUUUGCACUACAUAAAUAAAUGUUUUUUGUGUGAAAAAUAAGCCAGUAGGCAGAGGGGUAGCCUACAUUGUCUAAUUCUCUGUAUGGGAAUAAUAAUAACUUUUAUUUUAUAAAAUGGUUUCUUGCAUCAUACAACACAACACAAUACAAUGCCGUUUACAGUCACCUAUUUGGCCCAUGGUGUUACAAACCAAGUAACAAGUAAUUAAUGUCAAACCCAAAUGUUUUUAAAGGUCUCAUGCAAUGUAGGCCUGCAUUGAACACCACAUAUAGGCUACUGUAAGCUAUAUCAUAGAAAUCAAAAGCUAUUUCCAUGUGAAAAUGUUAUGGAAUUUGCUCCAUUGGUUUUGUUGGUAGGCCUACAUUCUGCUCAAAUAGCCACAUUGGCUACUGUCUAAAACUAUAAGGGUACAGCCUCAGUGUUCACUGUAAACGCACGCCGGAAGUUGCACAGAAUUCUCACAAUGUUCAAGUUUCCGCUCACAAGACCUACAAUUUGCUCAGUGCCCCAAAAUUUUUUAGGGAACAUUGCCUAUAAUAUCUCUGUUUUGUCAGCCUUCAGAGAGUACCGGUAGUGGAGAACCAGGAGUGAUCUGUUAGUUGCAUCUGUUAGGUGCAGGAGGAGGAUCCCUGGGAUUGCAUUAUCAGCUGUUCAAAUGUCCUGCGCCAAUUUCAACAUACAGAAGAAAAAAAAAACAUGAAAUGUACAUCCUUGUAAAUACCUUGUAUUUUUCCCCCCCACCAAACCAAAUGCAGUUUUACUUUCAUUUAACAAAAUGAUUCUGCAAAAUGUUAAUGAUGCAAUUUUGUUGAUGUUGCAAUAGAUGCGUCUGCCUUUAUAAUCGUAUUCAAACAAGAGCAAUAGCACCAGGCGCUUUACAAAUGCAUGAUGAUGAUCUCUCUCUGAAUAGAAUCCGAACAGCCUCCCACAACCAUGUCUCAUAUUUGCAAAAGCAUGUUUGAACAGAUCAAGCAGAAUCCGUGGGAGUCUUUUUCCUUUACACCCACUAACCAGCGUCUUUAUUGAUAAUGCAUAAAACAUGAUCUCUUCCCAACCAGAGGAUGUUGUAACAGAUCCUUAAGGAGACUUUAUUGCGAUAUUAAACAUUAACAGUCAUACGGAUGAAUUAUUUAGCUAUGGGAUUUUAGCUACAUGGUUUAUGUAUCUAAAUUCAUACAGACGCUUCAUUUAGUCGUUUCCUCCUUUUCCAGGACACUUGUUCCGGGCGGCGGGCGAUCAACAUUUCAACAUGUCUACAGUCUCAAGUGCCUUUCCCGUCGUCAACCACCCAGCAUUUGGUCUGUACACUACCAGCUCAGGGCGCUCAGAGUUUGGAGGCCUGGGCUCCCUGGGGGUGUCUGCUGCCUUGGCUGCUCACUCCCAGCUAGGAGCCUUUCCAGGUAGGAGAGCCUUGACUACAAUCCAUUAUAAACUAGAUGGUAAUGAAUUGUACAAGCUAUAAAUGCAUCAGUAUCUCACAGUGAAUAACAUAUUGGCACCCUAUUCCCUAUAUAGUGCACUACUUUUGAGCAGACCAUAUGUAAUGUACUACUUUUGCCCAGGGACCAUAGGGCUCUGGUCAAAGGUAGUGCACUAUAAAGGGAAUAGAGUGUCAUUUGGGACACAAACACAAACACAAUCAUUUGAUCAGUUCAUUCUGCCUUCUGAGAGUUCCCAGAAUGUGUUGUUAUUAGGCCCAGCCAACUCCCACAGAGAGCCCAGCUAGCAUGCAUCACCUUUAUGGUAUCGUCCAUCAGUUCAAUAGGCAGCAUUCAGGACAUGACGUUUAUAGAUUGGGAAGGUUCACAGCACCACCUUGACCUCUGAGAAAACAAGAUUGGACCUAUCACACUUUUCGAGCUAAAUGUUUUUUGUGUUACAUUAUUUUUUUUUAUAUCACACUCAGAGGAAAAUGGUGUUGGUUAGCGUCCAGGAACUGUAUACAGUAUCCAGAGCAUGUGAAUAUGAAAUGUACCUUUUAGACAUUGUGACGUUCAUAACAAGAAUCACAAAUGAAUCAGGAGUAUGUAGUCAACUUCAUCAAGCACGAAGGGCUUAUUAAGAAAGGCUCAUCCUUUGUUUAAAAAUGGCCUUUUUGCCUUUAUCCAGAUUACAACUUCUCAUUUCCGACUAAUUGAAAAUACAAUUUUGUUUAAAGUAUCGCCUUUUCUUAAACAAGCCAUACAAAGUUGGUUACAAUUUCAUUUUUAUCCUCCAGAAAAGAUAGAACAAAUAUUACAACAAAUGUUAUGGUUAAACUCAAAUGUACUAAUUAAUUUAAAAAAACAUUCUUUAUGGAUAUUUUUUUUUUUUAUGUGUAUUAUAUUUAUUAAUGAUAUUAUGAAUAGAAACGAUGGAGUUAUGUCACAUAUGCAGCUAUCUAAAAUAUAUGGGAAUGUCUGCUCAAUCCAAACUUACAACCAACUGAUUGCAGCAUUACCACAAAAUUGGAGGAGGCAAGUGGAAAAGGGAGAAGGUAGGGAACUUGUUUGCCUGCCAUGUAUUAAAGAUACAAAUUGGCUGAAAGGAAUUGGCAUAAAUAGACAAAUAUACCAGUUUCAACCAUACAGGUAGCAAAAUAAAUGGGAAGAGAUUUUCGAUGUACCGAUUCCAUGGCACAUGGUUUAUGAACUGGUACAAAAAACAACACUUGAUUCAACACUUCAAGUUUUUCUAUUUAAAUUAUUAUUUAAAAUUCUUGCCACCAACAUAAUGUUGUAUGCCCCAUAUAUAUAUAUAUAUAUAUAUAUAUAUAUAUAUAUAUAUUUGUCCUCUGAAAAAAACUAACAUUUUGAAUUGCUUUUGCCAUUUUAAAGGGAAAGGGAGAAAGUUCCUGCGAGACUGUUUUUUCAGCUGUGAAAUAUCCAGCAUGUAUGAGCCUCAAAUGUGGAGCUAUCCUCUGGGAUUUACAAUUCUCAACAUGUUUACAAUUAAAUGGGCUGAAAUCAGUGAGCCAGUGGAAUGCACUGGUCAUCUGCUGAGAUCUGUUCAAAGAGAAACGGAAAGAUUGAACAGCCGAAACCCUGGCUGUCUGAAACAGUGUGUCAUCACUUAGAUGCAUAACAGUGAAAUCACUGGCAUGGAUUCUCAUGCAUUCUCUCUCCUCUCCCUCUACACCCAAGAAUGGUGGCGGGCAGCUGAGGCUCAGGGGCGUGGAGCUGCAGCCUUCUUUCCCCAUCUCCUGGGGCUCCCGCCCAUGUUCCUACCCCAACUCCAGCAGAGCCACGACCCCAGCCCCUUCCAGCCCCGCACCCCCAGCAAGAACGGACGAGCCACUGCCAAAGGUAGGCAGACAAAGACAGACAGGCGCACGCACGCACGCACACACACACACACACACACACACACACACACACACACACACACACACACACACACACACACACUCUUGCCAGAUGUUUUCCCUACUCUGCAAGCAAUUUAAUGAAGCAAGGAACAUUUCUGCAUAAAAGAGAAUGAUGUCCUUAUGGGCACAGGUACAACAUCAAAUAUGUUUAAUUGACCCUGGAGGCAAUACGAAGACAUGUAAAUGCAUAAAUCAGUUUGUAAGCAGGUGCCGGGUGUCUCACCAGUGAAUAUGUUAACCGGGAGAUCCUCUUGCUAAUAUAAUGAGAUUUUUCCUAUUAGUAAGUGCUUUGGCAAGUUCUGAUAACUCAUCAUUUUAGAGAACUGUCUUUCACCUUGUUUUCCUCUUCAUGCUCACUGUACUAAAAUGGUUGUUCCUGAUUCAUAGUUGUGGUAUCUAACUAUGUUUCCUCAUGGUCUAAGGAGUGAAUGAAGCUGUGAAUGGCAGCAGUAUCUCCACUCUGUCUGAGAGCAGCUUCAGCACAACCACCACUACGUUCUCAACACAGGGGAACACGGAGAAACAGAAAGCCACCAACGGAAGCGUCAGAAGCCGCAAGAGCCACCAGGACAUGACCCAAGUGAAGGAGAAGAGCGUUCAGAAAACUAAAGAGAAGGUUAGUAGGAUCACCAAACACAUAUCUGGCAACUAAUAAAAUGGCUUACCCAGGAAAAACUAGUCCAAAAAGGACUAGUUUGUGGUAAACAUAUCUGGAAACGUUAAUGUCCCACAAGGAUGGAUGCGAUCUAGACAAACAUUGACAUCUGAGAUGUGUGCUGUUUGCUAUGGUAUUCUUUUACCCUAUUGACUGGAAUGACUCCAUCACUGUUCCCUGUUAUAGAAACUCAGCAAGAAACCAGUGGAGGCGUCCAGCAACAGUGACAGCGAAUCAGGGUCUUCCUCGGAUAUCUCCAGCGACGGGGUGAACAGCAGUGACUCAGACGACCUAGACGAGGAGGAGGAGGAUGAUGAUGAUGAAGAUCAGAGCAACGACAGCGAUGAUUCUGACUCUGAGAAGGAGAGCCGUGUAAUGAGGAAGAUUAAGGUGUGUUUCAGAUUUCAGGCGCUUGUCUAGUUUAACUGUCCGGGUCGAAUUGUUAGAACUCAGUAGCCAUAUAUCUGGACUCAUGCAUACACUAUUUUAACAUGACAUGUCUAUGGUUUGUCUAUGGUUUGUCUUUUGAAAAUGUUAUACUUUCCUCUUUGUUCCAAGCACACUGUGAUGCUCUCAAUGAAUGUUAAUCUCAGUUAAAUGUCAAGGGCAGCUCCACUGGUGGGUGGCGCACUGGGCGCCCAACCGCGUUGCCCGUCAGGGCUGCCAUUGUGGGCUGGGUUGAGUCAGAGCUGACAUGGAACUGUCCUCCCCCUCCUCUCUCCUCCACCUCCUCUUCUCACUCUCAGAGCCUGACACAGACCACUGCCAACAGCAAGAAGAAGAGACCCCGCGCUGCUGAAGGCGAGAAGGAGAGGGAUGCUCAGGACAGCCGGAGUGGUCUGCUUCAGAAACAUCCAGACAAGGCCUUUCUCCAUUCCCUCCACUACCCGCUCCAACCCUCACUCCAGCCCCCAGCGCUGUCCCAGUCCACGUCCCUAGUCUUCCAGAGCUACAGGAGCAGAGAAGAAGAAAUCAAGCAGCACACCAGUGUGAUCCAGGCUACGGGGCUGGCCAGUACUAAACCCUUGGCUCUGGUCAAACCACGCAGGGAGGCCUCAUCCUCUCCUCAACCCACCAGACCCUUCUCCCUCUCUUCAUCUCCCAAGCCCAUCUCCCUCUGCUCCUCCCCCAAGCCCUUGUCUCUCUCCUCCUCACCCAAGCCUCCCUCUCUGGCUUCGUCCCCCAAACCACCCACCCUAUCGCCCUCACACAAACCCAAAUCUCAGACGGGCUCCCCCAAACCCCCCACCCUGUCUGACAGUAUGAAGUCGGGAAGCAGAAACUUCCUGGAUGAAACCUUGUUACACAUCAACAACUUUAAAUUGAAACAGGUGAGUCUUGCUGUAUGCAAAUGAUUUGCCUUUUCAUUGUUUUGUACAUGUGUGUAAUGGUCUGUUUUCCACUCAUUAAAAGAAGACUAUUCGAUUUAAGUCUUUCUCCAAAGUAAUAUUGAUAACAAACUUUUUUUUACCAAGAAUUUCGGAUAUGGAUAUGUAGUAUCUCCCAUUUCUUCUUGACUAUCAUUGUUUCUGAUUUGCAAAAGGUCAGCUUCCUCUCUACAGAAAAUUAAAUGUCUAAGCACUGUUAUCAGCAGUUGGAUUGCGUUUCAUGCCGGCUCCCCCUGUACAUGACCGAAAGUGACAAUGAAGUUAGUUAGCUUUAUUGGAAAUACUUCACUAAAGCUGACACGCAAUUAACUCAGUAAUGCUUUAGGAAGCCCGUUGUUAUCAAAAGGGAAAAAUCUGCCUUUUUCCAAGGAUUCAAUUAUUAUUGUUAAUCUGAACAGUGGUGAUAGCAUGUCAAUCUAUAACAAGACCUUUGGAACGGGAUUUUAGUACAGCCGGAGUUUAGUAGAGGUAUCUCCAAAAAGGAAGUUGAUUGCUAAGCCUAGAAAACGGCACUAAACAGAAAAAAUUGCCAAAGAUUGUGCCAAACAGUUUUUUAAUUAUUUGUGUACCUUGUUCGACACCGACUUGUUUUAAUAUACUUUAAUGGGAGAGACCCUCUUCUUCAUUGUCAUUCUCAUGAGCAAUUACAAGUGCAUUUCUUAUUAUUACAUUUUCCAUUCACAAUCUGCAUUAAUGCAAAUGACUGACAGCUCGUAUAAUUACUUCCAUUCUCUUCUUCCCCUCUUCCCUCUCUCCUUUAGCCCUUCCUCUCCCAGGAGCACUUCAAACAGGCCUUCCCUCUGCCACUGAUGCAUCAGGACCUGUUCAAGAGCCAGAAGAAAAAGAAAAUGGCCGCCUCAUCAUCCUCCUCCUCAUUAGCACCGCCCAAACUGUCUUCAGAGACCCCGAGCAGUCACGGGCUCCCUUCUCCACACACCAACCACUCCAACCUGUUCCUGGCCUCCUCCCUCCUGGGCCCCCACCCCAAUGGGGUGAUCCACAGCACGGUGCAGGAGGCCCCCUUGGCCCUCAUCACCAAGCCUCGCAGCAGCAGUCAGAGCAGGAGCACCAUCAACAAUCCUCUCCUGGCUGCCACCAGCCCACCCUUCUCUAUGCCUGUCAACCUGAGCACUGGACACAAGGAGCACAGCUCUGGAGCCCUAGGCUGGGCCUCUACCUCACCGGGCCUGGCCCACAGAGAUGGGAAGAGCAAGGCCCAGCAUAAGGCUCUCCACACGGGGAAGGGUGUCUCCCAGUCCCAGACCCACCUGGUGCAGUCCCUGGUGGAAUUGUUCCGGGACACAGAGUCGGACAUUCCCAGCAGUAAGGACUCCGACGACUCCGUAGAGGAUGAGGACGAUGAACAUGAUGAUGACGACGAAGAUGAUGACGACGAUGAGGAGGAUUCUGACGACAGCCUAUCAGGUUAGUCAGUUCAGCACGUUAAUGUGAUGCACUUCUGAAACAGCACUUACAUCUGGUAUGACUUUAAAUGCUUCAUCGCCACUUUAGAUACAGAUUCAGCAGAUACUUUAAAGAGGUUCCUUCAAGAGGCCUGUGAUUAUCAGUGUGGUUGAAUGUGAACUGAAUGUUAAUUGGAGAAUGACUUAUCAAGUCCUCCACUCCCACUGGUGUCCCCUGCAGAGUCUGAGAGUAAUCUGGAGAGCGACUCGGACUGCUCUGAGGACGACGUGAAGGACCGCGACGAGACCACCACGGACACGGAGGCAGAGAGGACCCCUCUGAAGCGCACCAAAGGCUCCUCUUCUCUACUCAACACCACCUCCUCCAGCCUCUCAGCCAGCUGCUCCCCUCUCAACCUCCAGGUCAUCAAGGCAUCCAGUGGCCUGCCCACCCCAGCCAUAGUGACCAGCUCUGGGGCCUUGGCCUACCACAGCACCCCCUCUUCCUCAUACACUCUCUGCUCCACUCCACCAGGUACCAAUGGAACUCUCAGCUCAUCUUUGCUCUCUAACCCAUGGCUCUCCAAUCCUGUUCCUGGAGAGUUACCCUCCUGUAGGUUUUCGCUCCAACCCCAGUUGUAACUAACCUGAUUCAGCUUAUCAACCAGCUAAUUAUUAGAAUCGGGUGCGCUAGAUUAGGGUUGAAGCGCAAACCUACAGGACGGUAUCUGUCCAGGAACAGGGUUGGAGAGCCCUGCUAAAACCAGUGCACUACUCUCAUGGCUGCGUCCCAAAUGGCACCCUAUUCCCUAUAUAGUGCUAUUUGGGACAUGGUGGUGGGCCUUGAGGCUGUUUGUUGGCAGUCCAGACUGUUAUCUCCUUCUUCCAUUUGCUUAGUCAGAUCACUCAGUUCAGUCCAGCAGGAAAACAUUGUUCAGCGAGUCUCUCGAUGCAAAAUGACGUCUCUGGUCAAAAGUGUUUGUGUCAUUGUUUUGAUGACCCAGAGCAGGCCCUUUGAGUCUAUUGAUUACCCUGGCUGGCAUAUGUUUAACCUGUUAGCAGCUGAAGCACUUGGCUGGCUCAGACCUCAUGAUUACUGCAGUCUGAGUCUCUUUUUCCUAAUAGCUGCAUGUUGGAAUCUUUUUGUUGUUGUUGUAGUUCCACUCCCAUAUAAUCAUUCUUAGCUCUAUUCCUUGAUAUCGGCUUUGACAUGGUCAAUUUGACAAGGUAUUGUAUUGCUAAUCCUGUGUUGAUGUGUCAUUUCUAAAAGCAACAGUGGUUAAAAGGACCCUAUGGUUUUGCCUGUUUCUUUGAAUAAAACAACUGAACAUAACAGGCUGAAAUGUUCUUAAGGUACCCUUGUCUGGUGGGUGGAGUUUUCAAGCCAUUGUUUUCCCCUGGGCAACUGAAUUGACUAGGCCACCUCUGGCCAACGCGACAGGGUUUCUGCAUUUGCUCAGGUCACAGUGGAUCUGUCCGACCGUUCUAAUGAGUCCACUCUUUCUCCCAGGAACAGGGAAGAGAAGGAGAGUGACAGAUGAGAGAGAGCUGCGGACACCUCUAGAGUUUGGGUAAGAUAUGCACCAUACAUACAUACAUACACCACUCAGAAUGUCACUGGAAUGUGACAAAUACAAUUUGAUUUGAUAAUGCAUAGUGCAGUUAAUGUAAAAAAGUUGAAUAAUAAUCUAACUGAAACCGAACCGACAUCAAAAAGCACUAAUCGCUCAGCACUACCCACUGUACAGUACCUGCAUCCUUAUUCCCUAUAUAGUGCACUACUUUUGACCAGAGCCUCCAUUUGGGACGUAGACAUUUAGCUACCCUAGUACUAUAAUAUGAUGGUGUGGUGAUUUCCUCUGUCCCUCAAACAGUAUGGGUGGUGAUGACUAAAAGGGGUUUAAAGGAGCCAAGUCAUAGUGGAUACAUCCCAAUGAUCCCAAUCAGUGAGGUUCCUUUUUCCAGAGCAGUGAUGAUACAUCGUCAACAACAGAGUGGCUAGACGAAAAACAGUAAACAACACAAAAUCCCUCCUUCCCUCCCUUCAUCCUUCCCUCCCUAUUCAUCCUUCCCUCCCUUCAUCCUUCCCUCCCUUCAUCCUUCCCUCCCGCUAUCCCUCCUCCAUCCUUCCCGCUAUCCCUCCUCCAUCCUUCCCUCUAUCCCUCCUCCCUUAAACUCUCCCCUCCUCAAACUUUCCAUCCCUCUCUCUUUCCCUCUAUCCUUCCAUCCCUUUUCUCUAGCCCUCCCUCCCUCGCUCCCUCAGUUGGCCCCUCCAAAGCCCAGGCCUGACAGUAAGCAGAGUGGCCAGGAAAUGAGGCGCUGCAGCAGUGAUGGUCAGGGGUUAACCACAUCCAGUCUCAACAGACACGCAACAUUAGCAGCUCCAGCACCGUCCCACCGCCCCCCACAAACCCAGCAAUGCUGCACUCAGAUCAGGGUGUCUUUCAUCUCCCACGGAUGUUUCUCAUCAGCAGGUUCAAAGAGGAAAGCGAGGCGACAAGCCUUAUAUAUCAGUCCCCUGCUCUGCUCUGCUUAAGACCCAGGGUGCAUCCCAAAUGCCACCCUAUUCCCUGUAUAGUGCACUACUUUUGACCAGAGUCCUAUGGGUUAGUGUACCAUGUAGGGAAUAUGGUGCCAUUUGGGACGCAAUCCUCAGGCCGUUUCUGUUAGGAGUCCAGAUGCACUGAUGGAAGUGUCGUGUGGUGUGGUGUUCCUCUUGGCAGCUGUCCAUCCAGGAGAGUCUGAUUACUGCUGGAGUCAUACAGGGCUCACAGGGCAGCCAGGCCACUUACACAGCUGUAAACAGCUCAUUUAGAUCGCUGACCUCGUCAACAUCAGGAUCUAGCUGUCUGCUGAAGGAUUGGCAGCUCGGAGAAGAGCGUGUAACAAUUCUAGCUGACUAAGUGUUGUGUAAAAGAAAAAAGAUGGUGUAAGACUGUAGCACAAAACAACUUAAAGUUUCCACCCAUGUACCUUGAUAUACAAUAUAGACAAUACAAUUCAUGCUGCACUUGUGUAGUCCUUCUACUUUGACUGCUUGAAACAUUACAAAAUGAUACAUGACUGCAAUAUAUUUGUACUGCACUGUAUCGCUCUGACCAAUAGUGUGAAUGGGAUUGUGUUCCUGUACGUGAGUCACUUGUAACUUCCCUCCAUCCUAGGUGGCAGAGAGAGACGCGUAUCUGUAAUGUGGCGGGCCGUCUGCAGGGAGAUGUGGCGUACUACGCCCCGUGUGGGAAGAAGCUCCGGCAGUACCCCGACGUGAUGAAGGUAAGAUCAUACCUCACAGGUCACUAGCAUUGGCAUUAGCAUCCUCUCUUCUAUAUAUCGCUCUCAUAUUAAUCCUAAUAGAUUUGAAGCUAAUGUUAAUGAUUGAGUUUUUUGAAUUGUCUCCAGAUUUUGAUCAAGAAAUACAUAAUUUACACCCAAACCAAUAAUGUUGCUGUUAUUAACUUAAUCUUUGCCUUAACACUGAUCUUUUGUCUCACCAAAGCCUCAUUAUGUUCUUCUUUGUAGUAUCUGUCCAGAAAUGGAAUAAGUGACAUCACACGCGAUAAUUUUAGCUUCAGUGCAAAAAUAAGGGUUGGUGACUUCUAUGAAGCCAGAGAAGGACCCCAGGUGACUGUCCUCUCUUUAUUGACCGUUUUCUCCCUCCCACAGAGCAGAGUCAUCCGUAGCCUAAAGUACUGUAUAUCAUUGUGUUAAUAUUACAUUCACAUGAAAAGUUAUAUUGCUCUAUUGUAAUAUGAAGGCCAGGUGCAUAUAGUUAAAGGGAUAGUUCACUCAAAAACGCUAUUUUAAGAUGGAGCACUUUCAGUACAUAGAAAAGAAUGUGAUGAUGAUGUGUCUUUCUACAUUUAACAACAAUAACCAGUGAAUAAGAAGAACUCCAUGAUGUCUAAUUGAUUCAUACUUAAAGGCAGCAAUCACAUAGAUAUAUGUAUUUAAGCUUGACGUUCAUAUUUUUUGUCAUGAGGGAUGUUUGUUUAUACUGUAUCAAGUAUAGUUAUACCUCAGUGUAAGUAAAUUGAAGGUUCUAACUGGCUGUCCCUCGUUCUUCUCUCCUGCCUAUAAGGGAUUGCAGUGGAGCUUGUUGACCGAGGAGGAGGUGAUUCCUCGUAUCCUGGCCAUGAAGGGGAGGCGUGGGCAUCCCCCUAACCCUGAGCACCAGAGGACAGGUGAUGAGGGCCCCCGGUCCAGGCGCAGGAAGGGCCGACUUCCUAAUGUUGGCGAGGCCGACUUCCCAGGCGCCACCGAUGCCAAACUUCUACGCAAACUGGAAGCUCAAGGUGGGUUCAGUUCUCGCAAGCAUCACUGAGGUACACUACGUGACCAAAAGUAUGUGAACACCUGCUCGUCAAACAUCUCAUUCCAUGGGCAUUAAUAUGGAGUUGGUCCCCCUUUGCUGCUAGAACAGCCUACACUCUUCUGGGAAGGCUUUCCACUAGAUGUUGGGACAUUGCUGCAGGGACUUCCUUCCAUUCAGCCACAAGAACAUUAGUGAGGUCGGGCACUGAUGUUGGGCGAUUUGACCUGGCUAGCAGUCGGCGUUCCAAUUCAUCCCAAAGGUGUUCGAUGGGGUUGAGGUCAGGGCUCUAUGCAUGCCAGUCAAGUUCUUUCACACCGAUCUCGACAAACGAUUUCUGUAUGGACCUCGCUUUGUGCACAGGGGCAUUGUCAUGCUGAAACAGGAAAGGGCCUUCCUCAAACUAUUGCCAUAAAGUUGGAAGCACAGAAUCGUCUAGAAUGUCACUGUAUGCUGUAGCGUUAAGAUGUCCCUUCACUGGAACUAAGGGGGCUAGCCAAAACCAUGAAAAACAGCCCCAGACCAUUAGCGUUUUCCUGGCAUCCGCCAAACCCAGAUUUGUCUGUCGGACUGCUCGAUGGUGAAGCGGGAGUCAUCAUUCCAGAGAACGCAUUUCCACUGCUCCAGAGUCCAAUGGCGGUGAGCUUUACACCACUCCAGCCGACGCUUGGCAUUGCGCAUGGUGAUCUUAGGCUUAUGUGCGGCUGCUCAGCCAUGGAAACCCAUUUCAUUAAGCUCCCAACGAACAGUUCUUGUGCUGACGUUGCUUCCAGAGUUUGGAACUCUGUAGUUAGAGCUAUGCCCUUCAGCAUUCGGCAGUCACGUUCUGUGAGCUUGUGUGGCCUACCACUAAACGGCUGAGCCGUUGUUGCUCCUAGACGUUUCCACUUCACAAUAACAGCACUUAGGUAGGUGAACUGUUGCUAUUUUUAACCAUUUAAUGUGGCUGAAGGUACAAACAUGGAGAGCAAAUCAAGUGCACUAUAGGCCUACCGCUGGCCAAUCGAAUGGCUCAGAUUACCGUGUCUGCAGUAAUGUAGCAGGCAUAAAAAAAAGCUACAGCAAAGUUGAUACUGUGAGAUUUCAAAACGUUUAAAACUAUGACUAGAGAGAGACUGUCAACGAAUACAGCAAAGAACUGCUGUUUUUGAGUGAGUUCAUGUUUAAGUUCUUACUCAGCACUGUCAACACUUUGUAUUCAACACUUUUAUAAGCCAUAAAAUGAGCGUUCUUCCUAUUUCCAAGCACUGCAGCAGUAAUGAAUGAAUAGGAAAGUGUAUCGAUAGGUUUGCGUUGUUAUUAUUAGCGGCUUGGGUCUUUUUUAAUAUCGAGGAAUAUUUCACUUUCUCUGUUCAUAGGAGUAACAACAUCAAUUUGUGCAUGAGGCAGAAGUAAUGCGGUGCGACUCGAGUUUCGCCACCAGCUGGAAGACGGUGCCCCUUUUUGGUCAGUGUCCGUUGAGGAAAGGGAGAGCGGAGGGAUGUUGAGAGGUAGACCCUCAGUCUGCCACUCUCUCCCGCCGCUGAGACUGACCAUCAGAUGCAGGCACCAUCAGCCCAGUAAAAUAAAAUAAAAAGCUAAUUAUUUAAAUGUAUGCUCACUCAGCUGUGCCUCACAAGUAAUGCAACAACGGAUCUAUUACCGGUGUGAUCAUAUAGCCUACCUCAAAUGUUGAAAUAUAAUUUUAAAAAUGACCCCAACAACAAUGCAUUGGCAGGGCAAUUCAAGCAAAGCCAGUAUGUGGUGAUAAUGUACUGGGCCUAUAGCUUACUGCACAAACCUCAUUGCUACGGUACUGUUUAAUUGGUAAAUGUUGAAUAGGCUUACGUUUUUUGAAUAAUGUUUAAAUAAAUCUGGGCAGUACAUCUCGGCUUGCAUUUUGAUUCAGAGUUUUCCCUGUUAACACUAUCAACCUUUCCCUUUACUGUGGCAAUUGUGAUAGAAUCAACGCAAUAUUAGCCACUUUCAAUGCAACAUACCGAAACAAAACGAACUAUGCAAGAGAUUUUGUCGUAGGCAGAACACAUCAGAGUGUGAUUCUAUUGCAUUGGCACGCACUACUCAGCCCGUACUCUACGCAGACCGGUGCAGCAUAAACAGUCAGAGCUGCAGUAGGCCUAUGUGCAAAUAGACCAUUGCCAUAUAUGGAUCUGUGCCAUUUACUUUGAACUGGAUUGUGUUUACAGCAUGAGCGGUCGUGAGUAGAUGUGCUUGUUUUGAGAUCAAAGCGAGAGCUGCAUGUAGCCACGUGUGCACAUUUAGUUCAUAUCCUUUACUAGUUAGUGAGUUAUUAACCCAGUUAUAGAUAAUUUGUAGUGAGCAAUAUGGGGGGAGUGAUUUGCUUCCUACAAGAGCACAAAACGUGUACAUUUCUAGACAUCUUUGAAAAGCGAGUCCAGUAAAGAGCUUUUUUUUGUCUUAAAGGGGUAGUGUUGUAUUUUGAGACAGGCUUGAAUAAGCUAAGUAGCCAAUAAGCAGAGGGUAGCAUGAUUUGUCUGAUUAUCUGUAUUAAUGGGAUGGGAAUAAUAAUGAAUUUUAUUUUGUAAAGUGGUUUCUAGCGUCAAACAACACAACAACAUUUUCAGUCACCUCCUUGUCUGAAGGACAAGGAGAUAAACAGGUUAAUGUCAAGCCCUGCAUGUUUUUUUUUUUUUUAUCUCAUGGAAUGUAGGCCUACAUUGAACACCACACAUUGGCUGCUACUGUAGGCUGAAUGAUAGAACAGCUAUUUCCAUGUUAAAAUGUUAUGGGAUGCAUUUUCUCCAUUGUUAUUGAUGGUAGGUCACUUUGGUAGGCCUCCAUUAUGAUCAAAUAGCCACAGUAGUCUACUUGGCCACUGUUAAAACUGUAAUUUAAAGCCGGUACAGCCUCAGUGUUCACAGUAAAUGCGCGCUGGAAGUUGCACAGAAUUUUCACAACGUUCAAGUUUGCACCCAGCAGACCUGAAAUUUGCUAAGUGCCCACAUUGUUUUAGGGAACAUUGGUGUCCACAUCAUUUUGUAUGUACAGUGCAUUCAGAAAGUAUUCAGACCCCUUGACUUUUUCCACAUUUUGUUAAGUUACAGCCUUAUUGUAAAAGGAAAGGGAGAGCGGAGGGAUGUUUUUUAUAUAUAUAUAUAUAUAUUUUAUUAUUUUUUUCUCAUCAAUCUACACACAAUUCCCCAUAAUGACAAAGCAAAAACAGGUUUUUAGAAUUUUUGACUGAAAUAUCAGAUUUACAUAAGUAUUCAGACCCUUUACUCAGUACUUAGUUGAAGCACCUUUGGCAGCGAUUACAGCCUCGAGUCUUCUUGGGUUUGACACUACAAACUUGGCACACCUGUAUUUGGGGAGUUUCUCCCAUUCUUCUCUGCAGAUCCUCUCAAGCUCUGUCAGGUUGGAUGGGGAGUGUCGCUGCACAGCUAUUUUCAGGUCUCUCCAGAGAUGUUCGAUAGGGUUCAAGUCCGGGCUCUGGGUGGGCCCCUCAAGGAGAUUCAGAGACUUGUCCCGAAGCCACUCCUGUGUUGUGUUGGCUGUGUGCUUAGGGUCAUUGUCCUGUUUGGAAGGUGAACCUUCGCCCCAGUCUAAUGUCCUCAGCGCUCUGGAGCAGGUUUUCAUCAAGGAUCUCUCUGUACUUUGCUCCGUUCAUCUGUGUCUCGAUCCUGACUAGUGUCCUAGUCCCUGCCGCUGAAAAACAUCCCCACAGCAUGAUGCUGCCACCACCAUGCUUCACUGUAGGGAUGGUGCCAGGUUUCCUCCAGACUUGACGCUUGGCAUUCAGGCCAAAGAGUUCAAUCUUGGUUUCAUCAGACCAGAGAGACCAUCUUGUUUCUCAUGUCAUCUUGGAGAAUGUCUGGGACAAACAGCAGAGAAUUGAAAUAGAGGCAAUAGAAACCCCACAAGUGUGCACAGCUGUGAUGAAGGUUCCUGGUGAGCAGAUUCAACAUGAGCUCAAUAGAAAGGGACUGCAGCUCGCAGACUUUCCAGGAGAUGACAAUGAUCCUGAACUCUCUGUCCUGAUAGGUGCAGACUACUACUGGCAGAUAGUAUCAGGCUGAGUGGUGUGACUGACCGAGACUCUGGUUGGUUUAGAGAGCACCUUUGGAUGGUCGGUGCAGGGACCAGUGUCCAUGUCAAGUGUCGCCGAGGCAACAUGCAUGUUCAUCCCACAUGAUGAAGACACACUAGUCUCCAAACAACUGCAUGCAUUCUGGGAGCUUGAGUCUCUGGGUAUCACAAGCAAGAAAACACAGAACCCAGAGGAAAACGAGGCUCUACAGAUGUUCGAGAGAACAACCACCUUCAAAGAUGGACGAUACCACGUGGAGUUGCCAUGGAAAUGAGAAAUGCCAGAACUCAAAGACAACUAUAGAAUCGCCAAGAAACGGUUUGAAGGUCUGAAGAAAAGACUGUGACGUUGUACAGCAGAUACAAUGAAGUAGUAGAGGAUAUGGCAGAGGACGUGCCCAAGGACAACGCAUCAAGCUCAGACAACGUGAAAUACUACUUACCUCACCAUGCAGUACUCCAAGAGGACAAGGUGACGACAAAACAGAGUGGUGUUUGAUACCUCGUCCCAUGAAGAUGGCAGUCCAUCCCUCAAUGACUGUUUACUCACAGGACCGAACCUGAAUCUGGAUCUGCUCAGCAUUCUGAUAAAGUUCAGACUACAUGAGAUUGCAUUCAUGGCAGACAUCAAGAAGGCUUUCCUGCAGAUAUCCCUAGCAGAGAGAGUCAGAGACGCCGUGAGAUUCCUCUGGCUCACAGGCCCACCAAGGAGAUAAAAUGAAGAGGAGCUGAGGAUGAACAGAGUGGUAUUUGGAGCUUCCCCAAGUCCAUUCUUGCUCGCAACUACAAUCAGGAAGCACCUGAAACAAUAUGAAAUAGAACAACCAGAAGUUGUAGAGACAUUGAGUCACUAUGUAGAUGACUUCACUGCAAGUUCACGCGAUGUUGAAGAGGCUUACUUUGUGACAACUGCAAAGUGAAUGCUGUCGACUGCAGGCAUGGACCUCUGCAAGUGGAUGACCAACUCUCCUGAACUGGAAACAAAAUGGGAGGAGAGCACGUCAACUGACCACCCGUUGGCACUAGAAACACAAGGAGUAGUGCUGAAAGUUUUAGGUUUUGUGUGGAGACCGGGAACAGAUUACUUUGUUUGACCUCAGGCCGCUACUGAGCAUUGUAAAGCAAAAGGUAAGCACAAAGAGAAGUGUCAGAGUGACCUGUCAGAGUGACCAUCGUGUUUUUGGUAACCUCCCUGACCAAGGCCCUUCUCCCCCAAUUGCUCAGUUUGGCCGGGCGGCCAGCUCUAGGAAGAGUCUUGGUGGUUCCAAACUUCUUCCAUUUAAGAAUGAUGGAGGCCACUGUGUUCUUGGGGACCUUCAAUGCUGCAGAAAGUUUUUGGUACCCUUCCUCAGAUCUGUGCCUCGACACAAUCCUGUCUCGGAGCUCUACGGACAAUUCCUUUGACCUCAUGGCUUGGUUUUUGCUCUGACAUGCACUGUCAACUGUAUAUAGACAGGUGUGUUCCUUUCCAAAUCAUGUCCAAUCAAUUGAAUUUACCACAGGUGGACUCCAAUCAAGUUGUAGAAACAUCUCAAGGAUGAUCAAUGGAAACAGGAUGCACCUGAGCUCAAUUUCAAGUCUCAUAGCAAAAGGUCUGAAUACUUAUGUAAAUAAGGUAUUUCUGUUUUUUUAUUUUUAAUAAAUUUGCCAACAUUUCUAAAAACCUAUUUUCACUUUGUCAUUAUGGGGUAUUGUGUGUAGAUUGAGGAACAUUUUUAUUUAAUCAAUUUUAGAAUAAGGCUGUAACGUAACAAAAUGUGGAAAAAGCCAAGGGGUCUAAAUACUGUAUAGUGUAUCUUUAAAGCUUCUGUAACCAAUAAAAAUCUCUCUUCUGUUGCAGAGGUAGCUCGACAAGCAGCCCAGAUCAAAAUGAUAAAGAAACUUGAAAAGCAGGCCAUGGCACUAGCAGCCAAGGAGGCCAGGAAACAACAAGGUACAGUAAGCUAGUGUUGUUGUUCUGUGAAAGCUGCUCUUGUGACAAUGCCAUCCUGUUCUCCACCAUAACAAAGUUUUUCCAGUACAACCCUCACAGUACAACCGUAAUCUCAAUGUUUUCUUUCUUUCUCUCUGUUUCUCUUUCUGUCUCUGUCUUUCUUUGUUUUUCUCUCUCUUGCUUUCUCUCUCGCUUUCUCUCUCUCUCUCUCUCUCUUUUUCUCUCUCCCUCUCUCAGCAAUCAUGGCUGCUGAGGAGAAGCGGAAACAGAAGGAGCAAGUGAAGAUUGUAAAGCAGCAGGUAGGGUGUUGCCUACAGCACGAUCAUUGUGUCAUGUACAAAAGCUCACCACUCGGAUGCAUCUGUUCACAAGUUGUGUUUUUGAUUGGACGGCUCCAAGGUGAAAAGAUCCCAAGCAGAGUUAAAUGCUUUGAAAUCUUCUCUGAAGGGAAGAUGCUAACCUUCAAGAUGCUACAUUCACUUAAUCUUCAUUAGGGUUACUAAAUUCCGGGAACUUUCAAUAAAUUCUCUGGCUUUCCCCAAAUCCCUGUUGGAGGUUUCCCGGAAUCAGGUGAGAACAAGCAGGAAAUCCAGAAUCCUUCAACCAGGAAUUCUGGAAAACCAGUGGGGGAUUUAUUGAAAAUUCAUGGAAUUUUGCAACCCUAAUCUCCAUUAGAACUACGUAUACAGGCCCCCUGUUCUAACAUGCAUGGCUGUAGAUUGAAUUAAUUUUACCCCCCCCCCCCCCCCCCCCCCCCCACCAGGAGAAGAUCAAGCGAAUUCAGCAAAUUCAAAUGGAGAAGGAGCUCAGAGUGCAGCAGAUUCUCGAGGUGAGUUAUUGCAGAAACAUUCCGAAACACUUCCUUUUUGCAGUUGGUAGGACUUUUUCUAAAUCAACCAACGGCUAUUUCAAAAUUAUGUGGUUGCACCUUUUCGGUUCUGUCUCUUGACUACAUGUGACUAACGCUUAAUUGGUUUUUCACAAAGGACCAUUGAAUAUUAAAAUCUCCUCAGACCGUGAUGGGAUUCGACACAAAAUACCAUCUCUCAGACAAUAGUCGCUAACAGUUUAGCACAAGGAGGUGAAAAAACUAUUUUCCAUGAACAGCGCUAAUAGAAGCUCCAAAGUGUUUUAGCAUUACUAAAUCAAAUUUCAGUUGACAUGGUUGGCAAGCCGCUCUUAACAGGAUUCCUCUACGCUUGUAAUUACAUAUUGAAAUUUGGCUUAAUUUAUUCCGACUGGCUACUGGUAUUUUGUAACAACUACAACUAGUUUGUCUUUUUAGUGUUAAUGGGAGGAAAUAAUUAUCUCAUUGCACAAGAUUGCAAUAUUUUAUGCUUGACAUUGCCAGUAAGUCCCUGCUGCAAGUGGGACUAGUCUCAUUCAAUAUUAUCCUCUCUCUCUCUGCUCUGAAUUGAACAGUUCUAUCUAUGUUGCACAUAUGGCUAUUUAAUAGGGUGUUUACUGUUAGAUAGUGUAGUCACUAGAACCAAAAUAUGUAUUUUGCCCUGCAUGUUUAUUUGUGAAAAUUGUCUUGAUUUUAGUUAAUCAAACAAUGUUAGCCCUCCCACCUGACAGAAAUUUAAUAUUUGCUUCUAGUAGGAACUAGUGAUAAAAGCCUAAUCUUACACGAGCAUAAAUGGAUUUGUCUGUGUAUUUCUGUACUGCCUAUCGGCAUAUAGUACUGUCCAUGUGCUGUUGAAUGAAGUGUUGAAUCUGUCGAGGUUGUUCUGUUGCAUGACCUGUAGACCUGUUUUGCAUGCGCAGACUAAAAGGAAAAGGAAGGAAGAAGCGGCAAAUGCCAAAAUAAUGGAGGCUGAAAAACGAAUCAAGGUUAGUUUAGAUGUCCUGUUAAAAUAAUCAACCAUUAAUUUGUGGCCCACUCCACCUCCCACUGUUGCCUCAAGCCAUACAACCCCUCUCCUGUCGAUUCCCAAUCUCCUACUUGCACCUCAUUGCGUCAUUUAGGUGAAUGUAAAGCAAUGCUCAUCGCUCCAAGGGAAUGCUUCUCUGUGUUUAGGGAAAUCUCCUUGUCACGCAGAGCAGACCUUUUCCAUGUUAAUCAGUGUCAUAAAGGACAUUACAUUCUGUCUCUGCUUCCUGCACGUCUUGAAAAAAGAAACUAUGGCAUUUCCAUUUCACAUUAGUUACAACCUGCCCGGGCUCUUUGCCUGUCUUUCAAUCAGAUUAGUGAGGGAUUUGAACUUCCUGUGGAAUGAAGUAGAGAAACCUUAUCCGUUUGUGUCGGCUGCUUUUUUUUAGAUGAUGGAAAUGAGGGGUAUGUUUGGAUUGUAAUGUCGUUUAUCUUUUUCCCCUUGAAGGAGAAGGAGAUGAGGAGGCAGCAAGCAGUCAUUUUGAAGCACCAGGUAUGUAUCUCUCUCCUGCACCACAUGAUGCCCAAAGCCCAUUUUCACUUUCAGUUCUACUGGAAUCUUUUUGGAAAAGGGUUCUUUUUGAUAUAACUACUUGACAAAUUCCCUGUCCAAUUCUCCAUGUCGCUUUGUUAAUUUCAGUUUUGAUGACCCUCGCUUGUCACUCUUCUUGGGGUGGGGGGGUUCUUCUUAUAUGAACUUGGUUUUUAAUGAGUGAUUUCUGUUUCAUAAUACUUUGCCAACUCUUUCUCCCAGGAGUUGGAGAGGCAUAGACUAGAUAUGGUAUGGGUAUGUUUAUUCUUGCACAUCUAACACCGCAUCGUGAUAUUGGUUGUGAUAUGGUUGUCAAAGCAAUGCAUAAAGUGUAGCACUGGCUGCCAUCAUACUACAUUCUUCUGCAUGGCUUUCGAGCAAAGUGCAUUGCGUACGUACGUCUUGCGCUAUUUGUUCUUGUGCAAGACAAAAACCGAUAUCUGCGCAAAUAGACAAGAACUUCUUGACUCAUUCAGACUACAUUAAGGGGAGCAAUGCACUCUAUCAUGGUCCUAAAGAUGUGACAUCCAUUGCCUUGUUUUGUUGUCGAGUGAAUGUAAGUGCUUGAAAUCCAGGUGUAAAAGUCAAUGUAGAGUAUGUUGCAGUUGUCCAUUUUACCACCUGACAAAUCAGACCCGUCCAUCGCCGGCUUUUCUCCUGCUUGUUGACAUCAGUUUAAAUCACCAACCUCACAGAAACAUUUUCAUUCAUCGUUUUGUUGAUGUGUUUCUUGUUCCAUAUUUGAGAUUUGAUUUCUGCUUUUGUACACAAACCUAGUUACCAUAAGUUACAAUAGGCUAAAGACAGGCAAUGAUAGCAUUGCUUUAAACCCAUGCCAUACUAAAUAUAAAUUAGGAGUGCCCUCAGUACAUGCCUAAGAUAAAUUCCUUACUACAAGGCCUCAAUCUCCAAUUGAAUCCAUGAAUGUAUUUGUGAGAGGUAACUUGCUUUUCUGUAGUAUUAUCUUAUUUGCAUUCUGAUAUAAGAAGGUAUUUUGUUUGCUUUUCUCCAGUGAAUAGAGAAUGAAACUGUAGCAGCUUUUAGCUUAACUUUAUAACACAGCAUAAUAUGACAUUGCCUGUUUAAUUCUUAGAUGCUGUUGUAGAAUUAGCACUUCAGUUUGCUUAUUGCCGGCAUAUUCAGACGCAUUCAAGCCGACUCUAACUUCAAGCUUACACUUUGUGUUGACACUGCCCUCAUACCUGAUGCUUUGCCCUUUUAGAUAGUUGGUUGUCAUUAUUUUAUUGACCUCUGAACCUACGCUAUAAUGUUCACAACGAUGGCCAUACUUCUGUUUGUCGUCGUUUGUUUGUCCUACUAUACUGUAUGUGUCAUACUAAGCUGUUGUUUGAUGUCUAUAUGAAGUGGCCUGUCUGUGUUGAGCUGUGUUAAGUGUGGCUGUGUGUGCUCUGUCAGGAGAGGGAGAGGCGGAGGCAGCACAUGAUGCUGACGAAGACCAUGGACGCCCGUAAGAAAGCGGAGGUGCGUGAUUCACAACUCCUCCUCCUUGAAACUGUUACAGCAGGCUUCUGGCUAUUGCCUCCUCUCCUCAGUUCCUCCUCCUCUUAUUUUUUUAAAAACGAUAUGGCUUGUGAAUAAAAGAGGGAAUCGGGCCCCAAGCAAUUUUCUGUGAAAGUGCGGCAAUUUAUAAGCAAGGAAGGCCUAGUGUUGGGCUGAAUUGCAAUGACAUAAUCCUUAACACGAUUGUCUGCAACGGUGCAUGCACUGUUAACUUGGUCUGUAAUUUGGAACGUAGGAGCGGGAGCGCUUGAAGCAGGAGAAGAAGAAUGAGAAACGGUUAAAAAAGGAGCGGAAAUUGGAGCUUAGAAGACUGGAAAUGGAAAUUGCCAAGGAGCUGAAGAAGCCAAAUGAAGACAUGUGCUUAGCAGAUCACAAGGUAUUCACUAUUCAUAGGAGCUACUAGUGGAAAUGUAUAAAGGGAGAGCUAUGAGCCUUCUAUAUCUAUGGCUAUGAGUGUGCCAUCACUCAUAGAUUAGUUCUCCAACCGCAUUUCUAUUAGACGUUCUCUUUGAUAUCCAACCUAGAAAUCGUUAAUACUGGCCACAUUUAAUCACUGAUCUGUUUCUUUGCCUGUUACCUAUUUAAUCAAUAUGAUUAGAGUGUUUUUAAAUGACACCAGUGCUUUAUUGUCUAAUGAUAACAUCUUCCAUAUUGGAAUAAAUGGAAGUGACCAUGGUGCUUGCCUACGGAGAUGUGAGGGGAACGGCACCUCCGUACCUUCAGGCUCUGAUCAGUCCCUACACCCAAACGAGGGCAUUGCGUUCAUCCACCUCUGGCCUGCUGGCUCCCCUACCUCUGCGGAAGCAUAGUUCCCGCUCAGCUCAGUCAAAACUGUUCGCUGCUCUGGCACCCCAAUGGUGGAACAAGCUCCCUCACGACGCCAGGACAGCGGAGUCACUCACCACCUUCCGGAGACAUUUGAAACCCCACCUCUUUAAGGAAUAGGAUAAAGGAUAAAGUAGGAUAAAGUAAUCCUUCUACCCCAACCCCCCAACCCCCCCCCCCCCCCCCCAAAAAAAAAACAAAAAAAACAACAACAUUGUAAAGUGGUUAUCCCACUGGCUAUAAGGUGAAUGCACCUAUUUGUAAGUCGCUCUGGAUAAGAGUGUCUGCUAAAUGACGUAAAUGUAAAUGUAAAGUGAAGUAAACACAGGUACAGGUUAGAGUACUGCCAUCAAGUGGCUGCUCCUAGCACAACACUGACCAGAGGAUUUCUGAGAGCUGCUUUCUCAUGAUUUCCACCAGACAGAGCAUUGAGCCCCUGGAUAACCAGUUCACAGAUCACACAUCACAUCAACCCUGUCUCCAUACGGCUCUCACUAAACCUCACUGCAUACGGGUCAAGCUCAGUUUGUCCUACUUGAAUCUGCAGCUAUCUCUCAAGAUUUUGCUCUUACACUGCAUUAGGAACCUUGAAAUUAUAACAAGUGCACAGCACACUACUGUAGUUACAUGCUGUAGUAAGUUAUUGUAGCAAGUAUGUGUAACUGAAUGUCCUCCCUCCGUUCCCAGCCUCUCCCGGAGUUAUCCCGUAUUCCGGGCCUGGUUCUACCAGGAAGCAGCUUCUCCGACUGUCUGAUGGUGAUGCAGUUCCUGCGGAGCUUUGGGAAGGUGCUGGGCUUUGACGUGGACGCCCACAUACCCAACCUGAGCGUGCUGCAGGAGGGCCUGCUCAACCUGGGAGACAGCAUGGGACAGGUCCAGGACCUGCUGGUGCGCCUGCUCUCAGCUGUGGUGUGUGACCCUGGACUGCCCCCAGGACACCGGGUGAGGGACUUUACAGUUUAGAACUACACACAUGUAAACACACUCAUCGCGCUCACACUCAUCACACACUCAUAAUUACUAAAAGGCAUACAUACAAUCUGAUGAAUGAUUGCAGCCACGUAUAUUCGCACUUUUCCACAUGCUCACACACCCAUACUAUCAGCAGUUGUACAGUAUAUUCUGAUCUGCCUUCAUAUAAUGUACUGUAUGCACUAUCCACAGCUUAGAGGGCUGCACUCGCAGCACUGCAGAGCUAAAGACGAGAUGCCCCUACUGUAAUCAGAACACACAAGUGGGGCAUUAUCAAUAUCUCUGGCUCUGUGAGGCUAAAUGAAGGGGCUUAUCUGUUUUGGAGGGUAUCAGUGUUUAUAGCUCUUAAUACAGCUUCCACAGUUAUACCCCCACAUGUAUAAUUCAUCCCCAAAGCAUUUUCUCUCCAUGCUAAUCUACAGGGCUUAGUCACACUUUUAUGUGGCUUUCCAUUAUUUCUUCAAGGAACCCAGUAGACUGUCGCCUAUUAUGGAGCCUCAGUCGACGUUGAGGGAAAAUGUAUCCCUGAAAAGAGAAGAAUGUAGUCCCCUCUAACUGUCCUCCUGUGCUGUGGGCUGGUCUAGUGGUAGUGCUGCUGCCUCCGGACUACGUUAUGCCCCUAAAGGCAGCGGUUCGAUCCCCUGUUCCGCCACUAAUUUUCUCUCCUGCAUCCUUCUCCUCUAUCUACAUCUCUCUCCUAAACACGUCAAUGAAACUUGAAAAUGUCUUAAACAGUAUAUGGGUCACACUUCAUUUGGUUAGUCCCAUAUAGAUGCUCUACCGAUGGUCAUACUAUCAACAAACUGUUUGUUGAUAAGCAACUGCUUGCUAAGGUUACGGUUAGGUUUAGGAUAAGGGUGAGGGUGAUGGCUAGAGUUAUGAACAUCUUCUGAACAUCUACAAACCAUCUUCUUGGGACUAUCCAAAUAAAGUGUUACCAAUAUAUGUCCCUCUCCGCCCCACCAGACGAAGACGGCCCUGGGGGACCACCUGAGUAACGUGGGCAUCAACCGGGACAACGUGUCGGAGGUGCUGCAGAUCUACAUGGAGGCUCACUGUGGGGGGACGGAGCUGCAGACUGAUCUGGGGGAGGUCACGGCCAGUCUGAAGACCAAGGCCUUCCAGGCCCACACGGCCACACAGAAGGCCUCGGUCCUGGCCUUCCUGGUCAACGAGCUGUCCUGCAGUAAGAGUGUUGUCAGGUAAGAGAGGACACUGAACUCUAGUCACAGCAGCUCUGCUAUCUAGAUCACAACACUGCUAAGUUGAACUAUUUAGACAAAUGAUGUCAAGUUAAGUGCUUUAGGCUUGCAUGUGGGAAACUACUUUGUUAAUAUUUGAUGUUGUUCAGUGUCCAUACAAAAAAUUAUUAAGGGCUCUAUUCAAUCUGUAAAGCUGAAGCGUUACAGAUUCCGCAAUAGAAAUGUAAAGGUAGUUUCCGACUGAGCCGACAUAUGCAGCAUUUACCGUGAAUGCAGUCUCCGCUAAAGCAUUGCCUUUAAAUGUAAAUCACGCGAUGUGGAUUGAAUAUAGCCCAAUGUUAUUCUGAGCACAGAUUUGUUUUGCUGAUUGAUGCCUGUAUCACUCAUCUUUGAGCAUAAAGCGGGUUUUGCAGGACAUAGUACUGUUUUAUUAAUUGGGACUUGCAUUUAUUGUGUUCUACCUCUAAUAUCAAAAGAAAGAGUUGUGUUGUCAUGGAGCGUUUCAUUGGGUUGCAUGAGGUAGAUUAUGUGACAACUGGCAAUGCUUUAAAAUACAAUCUUGUUGCUCAAGUAAAAUUGUGCAACUAAAACCUUACUUCACCUUUUUUGCAUUGUUUAACAAAGUCGAUCUAUCUAAAAUUGGUGCUUCGUGCUUUUUUACAGUGAGAUCGACAAGAACAUCGAUCACAUGACCAACCUGCGACGGGACAAGUGGGUCAUCGAGGGCACACUUCGCAAGUGAGCACCUGAGCCAUCUCAAGGAGCACUCAGGAGAAGGCUGUGUGGACAUGCAUUAAUAGACCUGUAUUACCUAAUGGGUGUUCAGUGAAAAAUGAAAGAUAUCAUAACAGAAUUUGCUGUUGUCCCUCCAAUUUGUUAUUUUGUAUUGUGACAGACUUGUUUGAAAUUCCACUUCAAAUAAAUGUGGAUUUGAUUGGAAUGUUUUGAAUGUUUAAGCUUUUCAAAUGUUUUUAUAUAGUAGAGUAGAUACUAAAGCUUAGGAAAACAUUUGGCACUCUUAUCCUCCUGCUGAUUGUCUUGUUCCAGGCUGAGGACCAUCCAUGCAAAGAAGACGGGGAAGAGGGACAGCAGUGUGGGGGGAGAGGAAACCCAGUCCCUUGGUACACCCACCCCAGGACGCAAACGCAAGAGGAAAGGAGGGGACAGCGAGGAGGACGAGGAUGAUGACGAGGACAGCGAGGACCAGGGGGAUGAAGACGAUGAGGAGGAGGAGGAGGAGGAGCGAGGGAAGAAAGGGAAGAAAGUGGAGGAUGAGGUCAGUGAGGAAAUUGUCACCUUUCCACAGGAUCUAGCCACUGAACCAAAUGACAAUGGAUUUGUCCCAAAUGGCAACCUAUUCACUUUAGUGCACUACUUUUUACCAGAGCCCUAGUCAAAAGUAGUGCACUACAUAGUGAAUAGGAUGUCAUUUGGGACACAACCUUAGUCAUUGUUUGUCUAUUGUAAAUGUCAGCCACUCCUCUAGUGUCAAAUGAAUGUGAUCUUUCCAUCUAGUAUGAUGGAGACCAGACAGCCAGUGUAGAGGAGCUGGAGAAACAGAUCGACAAAUUAACCAAGGUAAAGGGAUUUUGAUACCCAAUGGGAUCAGAGGGAGUUUUUUAUGAGGGUCAGUUUCCGGGCAGAAAAGACCUCAGCCUUGAUACCAUUUGUGUUUUCUCUCUAGCAACAGAGUCAGAUCAGACGGAAGCUGUUUGAGUCGUCCCACUCGUUGCGCUCCAUGAUGUUCGGCCAGGACCGCUACAAGCGCCGUUACUGGGUGCUGCCACAGUGUGGGGGCAUCUUUGUGGAGGGUAUGGAGAGUGGCGAAGGUGAGACUUAAAACACUGACAUGACAUACAGGCACCACACUUGUUUCUACUUACUUUAUCAACUUACUAUUGGGAUAUUAUAGUUCAUUUGGCUAACCCAAUUCAGCUUCUUCUUCUUGUGACAUGGCUUCAGAUCGGUCUAUAUAUGAUACACGUGAAUUUGGGUAUCUCACUUUCUAUAACUGUGGUUAAUAAUAUUACUAUAUUUUCCAGGAGCAGAGGAGCUGGAGAAGGAGAGAGAGAGACUGAGGAGCACAGAGCUGGUCCAGGUGAAGGAGGAGGAGGUGGAAAGGAGGCCACAGGAGGUGAAGGGGAGGCUAGGGGCGUCCACCCUGGAGGGUAGCAGUGACAGGCACACCGACACACCAGACAAACACACCCUCAACCUCUUCCUCCAGAAGCCUGGUUCCUUCUCCAAACUCAGCAAACUCCUGGACGUGGCCAAGAUGUCCCCGGACUCAGACAACCACCCUCACAGUCUGAGCUGUAAUCCAGCCAAAUUCCCCACCACAGUAUCCUCCCCUAUCCGCCCCACCACUCAGACUACACUACCCAGCAACCCCUGUGCAGCUCCCUCUCCGCUGUGUUCAGAGGUGAAAGCAGAGCUUUCCACAGCUCUCCUCAGCCCGCGCUACCUCAGCAGCGGCCCAGGGAAGAAGUCCUCCAGCCCCCAGCAGCAGCAGCUCCAGCCCAAUGACCAGCUAUUCAGGGUGCUGACGGAGAAGAGCUGCCACUGGUUCAGCCUGCUGCCCCGCUCCCCGUGUGACGAGUCGUCUGUCACCACCAGCUCCACCACCACCCCCCCAGCCUCCUCCUCCCUGUCCCCUCAUCCCCUAGCCUCCACCUCAGCCAGCCCCAGCAACCCCGCCACCGGGAUCAAUAACUUCCCUUUUUCAGCUCUCCAGGUAGAGGCCCUGCACCAUAUCUCCAUCUCUGAUCCUCUAGGAUUAUUGUUAACAUGGUGUAAGCAUAUUGCUAAUGACAGGCAUACCAGGCAGGCUUUUGAUGUUGUCCCAUAUCAAAAGUACUGAUUUCCCGGACACAUGAGUGCCUGUCCUGGACUCAAAAGCAUGGAGCAUCUCCAUUUUUAAAAUGCUUUUUAGUCCUGGAUUAGGCUUAAUCUGUCUCUAGGAAACGACCCCCUUAUGUUCAUGUCUGAUUUUAUUCUUUAGCAAUGUUCCUUUUUAUUAUAGCUUUAUUUAUGGACGGUAUUUGUGCUAGUUGUCAGUGAACCAAGAUCUGCUACAUAACAUUCACACUCCUCACCACUGUCUGUGCAAUUCUCUGGUUCAUGAACUCCUCCAAGCAGGUGAAGUCUGGUGUCCAUAUGAUGGGUCUGCCAUUCUGUGGAUGGCCCGGUGGCAUGAUGAUCCCCACCCUGCCCUUCUCAACCAGUCCACUGCCCCCCUCCAUGCUGGGCGCUGCCUACCACCAUGUGGAGGGUAAUGGCAACCCCUUCCUGGCAGCAGCCAGCCUCUCCAGCAGCAAGAUUGAGUCCCCAGUGCCCCCUGGAGAGAAGCCCCCCUCUGCCCCGUCCCCUGUGGUGGAGGUGGCCAAGACCCAGGACUACCCCGACCCACUGCCCAUCCCAGAGGGUAAGCAUGGCACACUGCCACCCGCUGAUAGGAAAGAUGGGAGAUGACACAACACAUUCAGGAUUUUAAGUGGCUGCCAAUAAUUUUCAUUAUGUGUUGUCAUGGAUUUUAUUUACAGAAGUCUUAUUAACUUACGUGUGUGUGUGUUGCAGAAAUGCUAUCAGGCUGGUGGAGAGUGGCAGACAUGGAGGAGUUGAGGAGCCUGGUCAAGGCCUUACACAGCAGAGGUAUCAGAGAGCGGGCCCUGCAGAAACAGAUCCAGAAACACAUGGAGUACAUUGCACAGGCCUGCGCCAAAAACAGAGAUGGUGAGUGGUUUAGACUAGGGUUAACACAUAGAAUUCUCAAAUGACACCCAAUUCCUUAUAAAGUGCACUACUUUUGACCAGGGCCCAUAGGGAAUAGGGUGAUACAGUGCACUAUAAAGGGAAUAGAGUGCCAUUUCAAAAUGAGUCCUUAUAGAUGUCCAAAGUAUCUUGUGACUCUUUAAAUCUGACCUUUAAUGAUGUGGUAGCAUGCAUGACCUUGGUUUUAAAAUUAUACUGAAAUGUCAACACACUGCAGGGAGAGAGUGGACUGUUCAGAUGCAUCAUUCAGAGCUAACAUGAUCUUUACCACCAUUCCUUAGGUUCACAAUCACUUACAGCAUGUUGGCGUGAUUGAAUGAUGCUGUCUGACGGCUUUGAAUUCUGUAACUUCGAUGCCAAAUAUAUUCUAAACUGAAGAUUGUCUGCAUGCAUCUCUACAGAGCUAAGAAGGGGAGCCCGCCGCCCCAAUACAAAUGGCAGGGGAAACACUGCAUCCCUAUAUUAGAAAAUAUCCUUCUCAAACUUCACAGUACAUACUAAGAUACAAUAACUGUAGUAAACUUGGUUUUAGAAAACAAUGUGUUUUGGGGGGGUCUUGAGUUGAUCCCUAUUAACCUGUCUCUGUCUCUGUCUCUCUCGCUCUCUGUCUCUCUCAUUCUCUGUCUCUCUCUGUCUCUGUCUCUCUCUCUGUCUCUCUCCCUGUCUCUCUCUCUCUGUCUCUCUCGCUCUCUCUCUUUCUCUCUCUCUCUCUCUCUCUGUGUCUCUGUCUCUCUCUCUCUGGGUCUCUGUCUCUCUCUGUGGAUCUCCCUUUCCCUCCCUCUCUUUCCCUCCCUCCCUCCUUCCCUCCCUCUCUUCAGCGGCGGUGAUAGACAAGUCCAAGCUGGAGGAGAACGGGAUGGGCGAGGAGACAGUGGAGAGCUGGUGUGUGGAGGAGCAGGCCAUGGAGAUGGACAUCGCUGUGCUGCAGCAGGUGGAGGAGCUGGAGAGGAAGGUCACUUCGGCCAGCCUGCAGGUCAAGGUACAGUACAUCCUUUUAUAGCACUGUAUCCAUGUGGUAUGUAGUGGAGAAGGAAUCUAUCUGCAAUGACGAAAGACUACGCUGAAUAAAGUGUUCCUUCCUUCAGCACGCACACACAAACUACUGUUGUUUUUCACUUCCUAUUUCCUCCCAGGGUUGGAUGUAUCCUGAGCCCCAGUCAGAGAGAGAGGAACUGGUCUACCAUGAACACAAGCCCUUCACUAAGCUGCUUCUAGCAGGAGAGGAGCAGCCUGCAGGGGAGAAGGAGGCCAACGGCGGCUGCAGCCUGGUGCGGCGCGUGAACAACCCCCUAGAUAUAGCUGUAACACGGCUAGCCGAGCUGGAGAGGAACAUCGAGCGAAGGUACCCGAAGAGCCCCUUAAGUACCACCAUUCAGGUCAAACUGGAUAAUGUGCUGGGUACAUUCACUGUCCCUGCUCCCACACCAUCUAGUAGUGAAGAAGUAAUCUAGUAGUAAUGGUGAAGGGUAGGUUCAUCCAGAUUCCCAUUUGAACACUUCGUUGGGCUUCCCUCUGCUUCACUGGAGCCUAUUUUGUUAUUUCGCUGUCUUGCCUGUUUCUCUCUCCCUCCUCUCUUUUGCUGAUGUGUGCGUUGUGGUUUUGCUUCGUUUGUGAUGUCCCUUAAUGUAGGUGGUUGUAUCUGUCUCUUUGGAAGCCAGUCUUUACUGUAGCUCUGCAUCACACUGGUAACCGUGGUUCUAUGUCAACUCAUUGACUCACCACGGCAGCCUGAAUGUACAGUUGAAGUCGGAAGUUUACAUACAGUGAGGGGAAAAAAGUAUUUGAUCCCCUGCUGAUUUUGUACGUUUGCCCACUGACAAAGAAAUGAUCAGUCUAUAAUUUUAAUGGUAGGUUUAUUUGAACAGUGAGAGACAGAAUAACAAAACAAAAAUCCAGAAAAAUGCAUGUCACAAAUGUUAUAAAUUGAUUUGCAUUUUAAUGAGGGAAAUAAGUAUUUGACCCCUCUCAAUCAGAAAGAUUUCUGGCUCCCAUGUGUCUUUUAUACAGGUAACGAGCUGAGAUUAGGAGCACACUCUUAAAGGGAAUGCUCCUAAUCUCAGCUUGUUACCUGUAUAAAAGACACCUGUCCACAGAAGCAAUCAAUCAAUCAGAUUCCAAACUCUCCACCAUGGCCAAGACCAAAGAGCUCUCCAAGGAUGUCAGGGACAAGAUUGUAAACCUACACAAGGCUGGAAUGGGCUACAAGACCAUCGCCAAGCAGCUUGGUGAGAAGGUGACAACAGUUGGUGCGAUUAUUCGCAAAUGGAAGAAACACAAAAUAACUGUCAAUCUCCCUCGGCCUGGGGUUCCAUGCAAGAUCUCACCUUGUGGAGUUGCAAUGAUCAUGAGAACGGUGAGGAAUCAGCCCAGAACUACACGGGAGGAUCUUGUCAAUGAUCUCAAGGCAGCUGGGACCAUAGUCACCAAGAAAACAAUUGGUAACACACUACGCCGUGAAGGACUGAAAUCCUGCAGCGCCCGCAAGGUCCCCCUGCUAAAGAAAGCACAUAUACAUGCCCGUCUGAAGUUUGCCAAUGAACAUCUGAAUGAUUAAGAGGAGAACUGGGUGAAAGUGGUGUGGUCAGAUGAGACCAAAAAGGAGCUCUUUGGCAUCAACUCAACUCGCCGUGUUUGGAGGAGGAGGAAUGCUGCCUAUGAUCCCAAGAACACCAUCCCCACCGUCAAACAUGGAGGUGGAAACAUUAUGCUUUGGGGGUGUUUUUCUGCUAAGGGGACAGGACAACUUCACCUCAUCAAAGGGACGAUGGACGGGGCAAUGUACCGUCAAAUCUAUGGUGAGAACCUCCUUCCCUCAGCCAGGGCAUUGAAAAUGGGUCGUGGAUGGGUAUUCCAGCAUGACAAUGACCCAAAACACACGGCCAAGGCAACAAAGGAGUGGCUCAAGAAGAAGCACAUUAAGGUCCUGGAGUGGCCUAGCCAGUCCCCAGACCUUAAUCCCAUAGAAAAUCUGUGAAGGGAGCUGAAGUCAACCUUAAUGACUUGAAACCUUAAUGACUUGGAGAAGAUCUGCAAAGAGGAGUGGGACAAAAUCCCUCCUGAGAUGUGUGCAAACCUGGUGGCCAACUACAAGAAACGUCUGACCUCUGUGAUUGCCAACAAGGGUUUUGCCACCAAGUACUAAGUCAUGUUUUGCAGAGGGGUCAAAUACUUAUUUCCCUCAUUAAAAUUCAAAUCAAUUUAUAACAUUUUUGACAUGCGUUUUUCUGGAUUUUUCUGUUGUUAUUCUGUCUCUCACUGUUCAAAUAAACCUACGAUUAAAAUGAUACACUGAUCAUGUCUUUGUCAGUGGGAAAACGUACAAAAUCAGCAGGGGAUCAAAUACUUUUUUCCCUCACUGUACACCUUAGCCAAAUACAUUUAAACUCAGUUUUUCAUAAUUCCUGACAUUUAAUCCUAGUAAAAAUUCCCUGUCUUAGGUCAGUUAGGAUCACCACUUUAUUUUAAGAAAUUGAAAUGUCAGAAUUAUAGUAGAGUGAUUUAUUUAAGCUUUUAUGUAUUUCAUCACAUUCCCAGUGGGUCAGAAGUUGACAUACACUCAAUUAGUAUUUGGUAGCAUUGCCUUUAAAUUGGUUAACUUGGGUCAAACGUUUCGGGUAGAAUUCCACAAGCUUCCCACAAUAAAUUGGGUGAAUUUUGGCCCAUUCCUCCUGACAGUGCUGGUGUAACUGAGUCAGGUUUGUAGGCCUCCUUGCUCGCACACGCUUUUUCAGUUCUGCCCACAAAUGUUCUAUAGGAUUGAGGUCAGGGCUUUGUGAUGGCCACUCUAAUACCUUGACUUUGUUGUCCUUAAGCCAUUUUGCCACAACUUUGGAAGUAUGCUUGGGGUCAUUGUCCAUUUGGAAGACCCAUUUGCGACCAAGCUUUAACUUCCUGACUGAUGUCUUGAGAGGUUGCUUCAAUAUAUCCACAUAAUUUUCCUUCCACUUAUGAUGCCAUUUAUUUUGUGAAGUGCACCAGACCCUCCUGCAGCAAAGCACCCCCACAGCAUGAUGCUGCCACCACCGUGCUUCACGGUUGGGAUGGGGUUAUUCGGCUUGCAAGGCCCCCCACCCCCUCCUUUCCUCCAAAAAUAACGAUGGUCAUUAUCAGACCAGAGGACAUUUCUCCAAAAAGUACGAUCUUUGUCCCCAUGUGCAGUUGCAAACCGUAGUCUGGCUUUUUUAUGGUGGUUUUGGAGCAGUGGCUUCUUCCUUGCUGAGCUGCCUUUUAGGUUAUGUUGAUAUAGGACUCGUUUUACUGUGGAUAUAGAUACUUUUGUACCUGUUUCCUCCAGCAUCUUCACAAGGUCCUUUGCUGUUAUUCUGGGAUUGAUUUGCACUUUUCGCACCGAAGUACGUUCAUCUCUAGGAGACAGAACGCGUCUCCUUCCUGAGCGGUAUGAUGGCUGCAUGGUCCCAUGGUGUUUAUGCUUGCGUACUAUUGUUUGUACAAAUGAACGUGGUACCUUCAGGCAUUUGGAAAUUGCUCCCAAGGAUGAACCAGACUUGUGGAGGUCUACAAUUGUUUUUCUGAGGUCUUGGCUAAUUUCUUUUGAUUUUCCCAUGAUGUCAAGCAAAGAGGCACUGAGUUUGAAGGUAGGCCUUGAAAUACAUCCACAUGUACACCUCCAAUUGACUCAAAUUAUGUCAAUUAGCCUAUCAGAAGCUUCUAAAGCCAUUACAUAAUUUUCUGGAAUUUUACAAGCUGUUUAACGACACAGUCAACUUAGUGUAUGUAAACUUCUGACCCACUGGAAUUGUGAUACAGUGAAAUAAUCUGUCUGUAAACAAUUGUUGGAAAAAUUACUUGUGUCAUGCACAAAAUAUAUGUCCUAACUGACUUGCCAAAACUAUAGUUUGUUAACAAGAAAUUUGUGGAGUGGAUGAAAAACGAGUUUAAAUGACUCCAACCUAAGUGUAUGUAAACUUUCGACUUCAACUGUAUCUAUGAGUGAUAUUGUUACCUACAAGGUUAUACCAUGACAUUUUAAAGACUUCCUUUAAUUAAACAAACAUUUGAAUGUAGUUUUUAUAACUGUGUGUUGAGCUACGGCUGCGCAUUUAGCCCUACAGUCUGAGCUGACAUCGGUAUGCUAUUUUCCCCACUUCAAAUAGCAAUUACAGGUGCACACCUAAGAGUUUCCACAAGACCUGACACAAAUCAAUGGAAAACACUCACCAGAUAACAUUUUUGUAACAAUAUCGAUUCUAUAAUGGUGAAAAUCAGACUAGUCAUUUACCAGAUGCUCUUAUCCAGACCGACUUACAUGAGCAAUUAGGGUUAAGUGCCUUGCUCAAGGGCACAAUUAUAGAUUUUUCACCAAGUCUGCUCGGGGAUUCGAACCAGCGACCUUUCGGUUACUGGCCCAACGGUCUAAACCGCUAGGCUACCUGCCAACUUGCUUUAGCGAAAAACUACCGGAGAAAAACAGCCGGUCCGCUGUUUACCUCUGCCAUGUGCAUUUGCGUCAUUCUAAUUGGUCAAGAGAGAUGAGAGCUUUUUUUCGACUACCUGGAUAUUUGAACUAAUGUCAUGAUAUUAUUCUAAUAGUGAAAUAAUGUCAAAUGCCCAUCCCUACUAUGAAGCAGGUCAGUCACCUGGUCUGUGGAGUCUUGUACAGUAUCUCUUAACCAUGUCUACUUUGACCAAAACACUCUUCCACUCUCGUGGCUUUCUGUGCACUGCUGUUGGCAGUGUUUCUGAUUGUUCUAUGUGAUGUUGUGAGUGGCUGGUCCUCUGAUCACUUUGUCUGUCUACAUCCUCUCAGGGGGGAAGAGGAACUGGCCCCGGGCAUGAAGGCAUGGCGCAAGGCCAUGGGCGAGGUCCGCAGCGCCGCCCAACUGUCUCUCUGCAUCCAGCAGCUCCAGAAGUCCAUUGCCUGGGAGAGAUCCAUCAUGAAAGUGGUACGUGUUUAUUUGAAGUACAGUGCAUUUCGGAAAUGUAUUCAGACCCCAAGCUUUUGACUCUACAAACUUGUUGGGUGCAUUUUCUGUUUGUUUUGGUAGUGUUUCAGAUUAUUUUGUGCCCAAUAGAAAUGAAUGGUAAAUAAUGUAUUGUGUCAUUCUGGAGUCACUUUUAUUGUAAAUAAAAAUAGAAUGUAGAAGUGUUUAGAAACAUAUUAUAUUCUUAUUUACAAUAAAAGUAACUCCAAAAUGACACAAUACAUUAUUUACCAUACAUUUCUAUUAGGCAAAAAAUCUUCUGAAACACAACCAAAACAAAUUAAAGACAGUCUGCACUUUAACCUCAGUCAUUGUAUCAUUUCAAAUCCAAAGUGCUGGAGUACAGAGCCAAAACAACAAAUAAUGCGUCACUGUCCCAAUACUUCUGGAGCUCACUGUAUAAACAUAUACAGACAACAGACAGACGCACACAAACAAUGACAUCACACCUGCCCAGACCCACAUGUUCCCACCGCAUCUAUCUCCAGUACUUGUAAGACUAUGCCAUAUGGCUUUCAAAUUGAGCUAUUCUGUUUUUCUGUCGCCCACACCUUUUCAAUAUUUAAAUAAUAAUGCAUUUGAUUCUUCCACUGUCUUAACGAUGAUAAUUUGAUUUCCAGUUUAAGUAAAACAUUUUUCUAAAUGAUUGACGAGAAAAGUAUGGUCCAACCCAUUGGGUAUCUCACCGCACCCUCAUAUUAAUUAAAUUCAUCAAUGACAAGUGUGAUCCUCCGUAAAUGCGAAAUGCCUCCACUCAGCAUAUUUUGUGUCAUUCAGGCGAGCGGUCAAUCCCCCAAGAAUAAGAAGCCGCAGCAGAGCCGAGCGGGAGCAGCCGGGCGAGGAGGGAAGAGAACCACUGAGGUAAAACGGAGCAGGAAACCUUCAUCUGUAGCCAGCGGAGAGGUCUCUGAGGACGAUGCUGCCAGCACCAGCAGCAGCACGCCAAAGAAAGGGAGCAAAGAGCCCAAAAAGAGGAAGAGCCCAGGAGAGGGGAGCCCAGCUACCAACCAGUCCAAGCAAGACAGUAGUCCCAUCUGUGUGAAGAAGGCUAAGACGGCCACAUCAGCCAGAGACAAUGAAAAGGAUCUGAUGUUGUGCAGGUACAGAAUGACUGCGGUUGCACCAUUAUUAUAAUAAUAUAUUGACCCAGUAAGUGACAUACACUUACACUGGUCCCAGAUCUGUUUGAGUGCUUGCCAACUCCAUUGCGGUCAUUGUCAAGACAAACAUGUUUGGCAUGACAAUGAGUGACGGGGAGUUGGCAAUAGGGCUGUGUCGCAAUAUUUUUUCCAUGGCAAAAAUGAAAACCUGACGCAGAACUAAGUCUUUGGUCCUUUAAAAACCUGCUCUAUGUAAACUAUUGUGUGCAACAUUAGGGCUGUUUUCCUAAAGAAAUUAAAUCUGCUUUCUGUUUUGUUUCCUUGCCACGAUACUAACGAGUAUCGUGAUACUGUUAACGUCCCGGCCCCAGUUGCCAUGGUAUCAUAAACAGGCUGGUACUCAGGCUAACAUACACUAGCUGCUGUAGUAUGUAAUGCAUUUCCAUGCUGUACCAUAGUUAAUCUGAGGUUCAUCGAUUUGUUGACUCCUUGUUCUCUAUAGGGUGCUCCUGGUUGAGCUGGAGGGUCACCAGGAUGCCUGGCCCUUCCUGAACCCUGUCAACCCCAAAUCUGUCCCUGGCUACAAGAAAGUCAUCAGGAAACCCAUGGACUUCUACACUAUCCGAGAGAAGCUUGUCAACAGCCAGUACGUACCAUACAAUAUUAGUAUGAAAAAUGAUCUGCAUACAGUGUGUCUGAUACCUAUAUGAUUCUGUCUCAUAAAUGUCAUCAUUAAAUGUUAUGUGUCAAUUUACAGGUACUUGAACCUCGAGACGUUUAUAAUCGACGUCAACUUGGUGUUUGAUAACUGCGAAAGGUUUAAUGAAGACAAUUCGGACAUUGGGCGAGCCGGACAUAACAUGAGGAGUUUUUUUGAGAAGAGAUGGACUGAGCUGUUAAAACAAACCAAC
This is a messenger RNA of Coregonus sp. 'balchen', 39607 nucleotides long. The record is from the annotation of a GenBank genome assembly. NCBI's taxonomy places the organism in Eukaryota, Metazoa, Chordata, Actinopteri, Salmoniformes, Salmonidae.